Molecule: messenger RNA, 1611 nt
Organism: Cadophora gregata
Lineage: Eukaryota; Fungi; Ascomycota; Leotiomycetes; Helotiales; Ploettnerulaceae
Exons: 4
Coding region: 1-1611 (536 amino acids)
Biological process (GO): DNA replication, synthesis of primer
Cellular component (GO): alpha DNA polymerase:primase complex
Source: RefSeq, a predicted model, not a curated record
AUGCCUCACUCUGUUUCUCUCGAAGACCCUUCGAAUCCACAUGCGAGCCCAUCAGUGGAGCUGUAUGUCGAAAAAGCAGAAACCCACACCACCAAUUCAACUAUGACCGAGGAGGACAUCACCGAAAAAGACAUGUCCCAGGACAGCGAAAGUGCAGACCAAGAUAUGACCAUGGCAAACACCUUAAGCACAAAUACAACUUCAGAAGCACCUGUGAAGUCGGAAAUCAAGCCCGAGGUCAAGCUGGAGGAUCUCUUUGCAGAUAUGGACUCAGAUGAAGAGUUCCCAAGCUCCACAGGUCAAGACUUGAAAAUCACCAGUUCGCCACCAGAAGCGCCCCCUUCUCCAGUUCACAUUGGACCCUCCUCUCGCGCAUCGGACCCAGAAGUAAUGCGAUCAUUCUAUCAGCGACUCUUUCCUUGGCGCUACCUUUUCCAGUGGCUUAAUCAUUCCCCUACUCCGACAAACGAUUUCGGCCACCGCGAGUUCGCGUUCACACUACAAAAUGACGCAUAUCUUAGAUACCAAGCGUUUCCCACCGCCGAUCUCCUCCGCAAGGAUGUUCUACGGCUUAUGCCCUCAAGAUUCGAAAUUGGACCCGUUUAUAGCACGAAUCCCCGCGACCGGAAAACGCUGCGAAAAGCUGCUGCUUUCAAACCUAUUGCGAAAGAGCUGUGUUUUGAUAUCGAUUUAACGGAUUACGAUGACAUCCGAACAUGCUGUGACAAAGCGAAUAUCUGCAACAAAUGCUGGCAGUUCAUCACCAUGGCUAUCAAGGUGAUAGAUGUGGCACUGCGUGACGAUUUUGGCUUCAAGCACAUAAUGUGGGUCUAUUCUGGACGAAGAGGAGCUCACGCCUGGGUGUGCGAUAAAAAGGCUAGGCAAAUGGAUGAUCAAAAGAGGAGAGCUAUUGCAGGGUAUCUCGAAGUUAUAAAAGGCGGAGCUCAAAGCGGAAAGCGUGUCAAUGUAAAGAGGCCACUGCAUUCCCACGUUGCCCGGAGUCUUGACAUUUUGAAGUCACAUUUCCAGACGGACAUCCUCCAUGACCAAGACCCGUGGGAGACGGACGAGAAAUUCGACCGCCUCCUUCAGCUCCUACCAGACAAAACUCUGAACGAGGCUCUUAGAAAGAAAUGGAGUUCUUCUCCUGGCCGCGCUUCAACAGCAAAAUGGGCCGAUAUCGAUGCUCUUGCAAAAACAGGUGCUAGCAAAGGCCUGGAUCCCAAGGCUUUGCUUGAUGCGAAGCAAGAUAUUGUUCUCGAAUACACAUAUCCGCGACUGGAUAUCGAAGUCAGUAAGCACCUCAACCAUUUACUGAAGAGUCCAUUUGUCGUUCAUCCUGGUACGGGCAGAGUGUGUGUUCCAAUAAACACAAAGCGCUGCGAAGAUUUCGAUCCUCUCGGCGUGCCUACCGUGACAGAGCUUCUCCAGGAGAUCGACGAGUGGACAGCGCCUGAGGGGGAUAGCGAAGGGAGACCUCCGCAGGACUGGGAGAAGACGAGCUUGAAGCCUUACGUAGAGUACUUUAGGUCGUUCGUUUUGACCCUGAUGAGAGAUGAGCAGGGUGUCAAGAUCAAACGGGAGCGUGACGUAGAUGGCAUGGAGUUUUGA